Fonticula alba is the source of this 669-nucleotide messenger RNA. RefSeq lists its product as hypothetical. The coding region runs from base 88 to 510 and encodes 140 amino acids. NCBI's taxonomy places the organism in Eukaryota, Rotosphaerida, Fonticulaceae. Gene Ontology annotation, cellular component: U1 snRNP; U2 snRNP; SMN-Sm protein complex. Gene Ontology annotation, biological process: spliceosomal snRNP assembly; RNA processing. The record is from RefSeq and is a predicted model, not a curated record. Gene Ontology annotation, molecular function: RNA binding. The transcript has 3 exons.
GGCCGGUUCACCAUCCCGGUUCCUGUUCCCCCCCUCCUCGCUUGAGACACACACACAGACCACUCCCCCCUCCCCCUCCCCAACGCCAUGAAGCUCGUCCGUUUCCUCCAGAAGCUCGUUUCCGAGACUGUCACCCUGGAACUGAAGACCGGCACCACCCUGACCGGCACCAUCUCCGGUGUGGACCCCCUGAUGAACACCUACCUGAAGUCCGUGCGCCUGGUGGCCAAGAACCAGGAGCCGCGCCACCUGGACCAGCUGACCGUCCGUGGCAGCACCAUUCGCUACUACAUCCUGCCGGACUCCCUGCCCCUGGACACCCUGCUCAUCGAUGACACCCCUCGGGCCAAGGUUGUGCGCAAGAAGAAGACCACCUCCCUGCGCGGUGGGAUCGGCGGCCGCGGUCGUGGUGGCUUCCGUGGUGGCCGUGGUGGCUUCCGUGGUGGCCGUGGUGGCUUCCGCGGGGGUCGCGGUGGCGGUGGUUUCGGCGGUCGCGGUGGCCGCAACUAAGCUGCCUAUGCUUUCGCCCCUUUUCUCCCCCCCUCCCCGCUGUGGGAUGUGUGGCCUUGACUGCACUUCCACUGCUCCUCCUCCCUCCGGUCCUUGCGUUUUCCUCCCUGCCCCUUCUUUCUUCUCUCCCCGUCUCCCUGCCCCCCCCCCCCCCCCCCC